Messenger RNA from Volvox carteri f. nagariensis, 768 nucleotides. RefSeq lists its product as uncharacterized. Bases 1 to 768 code for a protein of 255 amino acids. NCBI's taxonomy places the organism in Eukaryota, Viridiplantae, Chlorophyta, Chlorophyceae, Chlamydomonadales, Volvocaceae. The record is from RefSeq and is a predicted model, not a curated record. The transcript is spliced from 2 exons.
AUGACGGCGGCGCUGGCAGAGGGGGCGACGGCGGCGGUGGCGGAGGCGGCGACGGCGGCGGUGGCGGAGGCGGCGACGGCGGCGGUGGCGGAGGCGGCGACGGUGACCGCCGAAGAGGCGGUGGCGGCGGAGGCGACGGCGGAGAUGGCGAUGGCGGAGAUGGCGACGGUGGAGGCGGAGGCGGCGGAGAUGGCGGCGGUGGAGGCGGAGGCGGCGGAGAUGGCGGCGGUGGAGGCGAAGGCGGCGGAGAUGGCGGCGGUGGAGGCGGCGACGGCGGAGAUGGCGACGGUGGAGGCGGCGACGGCGGAGAUGGCGACGGUGGAGGCGGAGGCGGCGGAGAUGGCGACGAUGGAGGCGGACGUGGCGGAGAUGGCGGCCGUGGGAGCGGCCGAAGAGGCGGUGGCGGCGGAGAUGGCGACGGUGGAGGCGGAGGCGGCGGAGAUGGCGACGGUGGAGGCGGACGCGGUGGCGACGGCGGCCGUGGGAGCGGCCGAAGAGGCGGUGGCGGCGGUGACGACGGCGGUGGUGGGGAUGGCCGAAGCAGGCGUGGCGAUGGUGACCGCCGAAGUGGUGGCCGGGGUGCUUGCGGCAGAUGCGGCGGUGCUGGCGGUGAGGGUGGGGGAUGGCCGGGUGGCGGGUAGGGAGGCGGUGGCGGCAUUGCUUGCGGCGGCGGGCGUUGCGGCGGCGGCAGCCGCGGAGGCUUGGGCGACGGUCGAAGUCGAGGCGGCAAUCGCGGCCAGGGCUGUGAUGAGUGCGGGCUCGGCUUAG